GAUUUGAUUCUAUGGAUGACAUCCGCGUGCGCACCAAUUUUCGGCCGAUUCCAAAAAAAAAAAAGUUUUCAAGCAUCGUUAAAACCAGCUUCAAUACCAUCAAAUAUAUGCCGAAAAUCCAUACUAAUGUCGUAAAAUGCAUCUUUUGCGUCUUCUCCUAUCGCAAAACGUACUCAUUUUGUCGUAAACUAUUCCUUGCACAUGCGCAUUGACGUUAACCGAAACUUGCCAAAAUAACUGAAAAUGGCGACGAAUUCAACUGAUCGUGAUUCUCCUUCGAAUUAUGUAAGCAUCAAAGUGACACGGAAGGGUGGUGGUGUUGUGAAUUGGUACGAGAUUGAUUGUGGACAAGGUGACGUUACAUUUGCCCAGUUAUAUGAGAAACUUGUUACGACAAGCGAGUUCAGGCCGGUGAACUUCAGCGAAUUUCUUUCAAGAACCGCCAAUGUGCAAAUUAUUGCAAUGAAGAAAAAGUCGGAAGAGAUGUCGAGGUCUACGCUGGCCUAAACGUUGGGCAUGCCUGCCGACAAUUCGGAUGUUUUGUCCGCAUUGAGGUGGACAAGACGGCCAGUGGAAAGACUGAUGAAGAUCCACGGCCCAAGUCUGCUUUUGAGGAGAUUCCUGGCAAUGAGCGCUCACCACAGCACAGAAGAAGGACUUGGAGUCUGAAGGAGGACUCCAUGUACACCUGUGGAGUAUCAUGGAUACCAGACGAUCAUCUGAGAGAGAGCUGUUAUGUGAGCCGGGCCCUAUCAUGUGCCGUUCCAGUAGAGCCCUACUACUAUUCUGCGAGACUCAAGGCUCCAGCUGCAUUAAGGUCAAUCCUCCCAAUGGUAAGCUGGCAGUGUGGGGAGGAAGAGACACUCCCCAUUCUUUGGAGAAGGCCAAGCAAUUCCAGAUGAUCCAUCCAGUGUGUCAGGUGUGCAAAUCUGCAGGAGUAGAGGAGAGGACACGAGGAAAGAAGAAGAUGAAAAGGAGAAGAGAGGCGGAAGAUGACAACUAAGGCAGGUGUUUUAUUUGAUCUACCUUUUUCAAUACUGUUUUCACCAAGUUCUAAGUUAAAAAGCCUUCAUCCUACAUGCUCCAUUCCAUCUGAAGUGCUGAGCCUUUCCAUUUGCAUUUGUGUCUAUCAUGUACACUGUACUGUAAAACUACAUGUUGUAAACUAUUGAAGAAAUGUAUACAUUAGAAGGGUUGAUACCUAGUAAUUGUUGCUUUUCAUACUGUGUUUCUGUAGGCACCUGAAGAAUGACAGCGCCAUAAGGGGAAAACAAGAUGCCAGAGGAAGUUAGACAGGACAUGCAGCAUGCCAGUCAAACAAAACAAAAAUAAAGUUCUUGUUUGGUAUACCAUACUUUGUGUGUUUAGUCAUUUGUUCUACCUUCCCGACCACUUAGAUUUCAUAAUAAAGAGAACUUUUUUUUUUUGCCAAACUUUUUUUUUUUCGCUCGCUCGCACCAAUUCUGGGGCUGCCAGAGGAUGUCAUCCAUAUAAUCAAAU
Branchiostoma floridae (Florida lancelet) is the source of this 1500-nucleotide messenger RNA. RefSeq lists its product as uncharacterized. The transcript has 4 exons. The record is from RefSeq and is a predicted model, not a curated record. The coding region runs from base 701 to 1003 and encodes 100 amino acids. NCBI's taxonomy places the organism in Eukaryota, Metazoa, Chordata, Leptocardii, Amphioxiformes, Branchiostomatidae.